Molecule: messenger RNA, 6436 nt
Organism: Mizuhopecten yessoensis (Yesso scallop)
Lineage: Eukaryota; Metazoa; Mollusca; Bivalvia; Pectinida; Pectinidae
Exons: 16
Coding region: 85-4128 (1347 amino acids)
Cellular component (GO): precatalytic spliceosome
Molecular function (GO): double-stranded RNA binding; single-stranded RNA binding; zinc ion binding
Source: RefSeq, a predicted model, not a curated record
UGGCGGAUGUGUACGAGUCUGGAGUGCGAUCCACUGUGAUAUUUUUCUUUUUAUUACUGUAAUGUGUUCUACUCCCCCCACAAAAUGAACCAUAGGUUUAGAGGAGAAAGAGGCACAUUCAAUAGAGAAGGAGGAAACGUAUCCAGUAGAUUUGUUUCUCCAGGACCACGACGUGGUAACUUGAACGGCUCUAGAUCAAGAGCUAACUACGGUCAUGACGGUCGAUACGGAGGGCCGCAGUACGGAUACCAAGAGGAAAGUCGGUAUCGACAACAUCAACAUGACCAUUUUGAAGAAGACAUUGCAAAACUUUUGAAGAAGACACCAGAAAACACACGGCUUGAGUCAGGUAUUGGUCAAGAGAGACAUAAUGAAAAAUCUAAAAAGCCGACAAAAGGGUCACAACAGGAUUAUCAGGAGCCCCCGUCACCUCAUCGUCAAACAACAGAGAUAGAAAGAGGUGUAAGCAAACAAUUUAAAACACCAUUGCUUCCUCUUCCAAGACAAGAACACCAGCAGGUACAAAAAUGCCCGAUGUCGUCACCUGGGGAUCAGCAAACUCAACAGUUUGGUCAUGAACCCAUCCAAGCAAGGACACCGGCUACAGGAGGUGCUGGGAUUAAUGAUCCUAAUAGACUUGGUGAUAGUUCAGCCAAUACCAAUAUCAGUACAUGUAACCAGGACAUGGAUUCAAAUGCAAAGAAUGUUAGGCCUGAUGCAGUUCAGCAGGUAAUCCAAACAUCAAGGAGUGAAAUCAAGAUAACAUUAGACUGUGAUAAGAAAUCUGAUGAAGAUGAACAAAAGGAAAGAAAGCAAGAAGAAAAUACAGUUCCAAAAAAAGGCAUUUUAAAAGUAGAAAGACGUAAUUUCUGUGAGCAGUGCCACAUCUUCAUCAAUUCAGAGACAUUGCUCAAACAUGAGAGCGGUUUAUUACAUAAAAAUCAACUUGAGAAAUCAAAGAGGGAGGCGGAUGAAAUAUCAGCCAAUAAAAAAACAGAGAAGAAAGAUGCGGAGAAAGUAUUGGCAGAUAUAAAAAGAAAGAAAAGAGAUGAAGAAGAAGAUGAAGAGGAGGAGGAAGACACAUCAUACUGUCGUUACUGUGACCAAUCAUUCACUAACCCUAUCAGUUUUUACACACAUACCAGGGGCAUGCUUCAUACUCAAAGACUCAUGGCAGCUGAAAGUGAUCAAUCACAGAAAUCAUCGAAGGAUCAAGGUCCCUUCACCACAGUGACGACCAAAUCAGCUGAAGAGGAGACCAGAGGAAUCAAGGUUGUUACACAUGUCCCUAUAGCGGCUGUUGAGGAAGAUAAUUGGAUGGACCUGGAUGAGGGCACCACGGAAAAUGAUAAAAUCCCUUUGGAGGAGAGGGACCUGGCUCCAGAUGACAUCCUUACCAAGAAUACUAGCAUGUUACAUUGUGAGAUAUGUAAUAUUACCUGUUCUGGUGAAGGACCUAUGCAGCAGCAUCUGGAUGGAGCUAAACACAGAAAUAAAGUGGCAAAAGCAAAUGCAGGGGAUCUUCCUGUGGUGUCGAAGUAUGUGCCUACUGCGACUGACAACAAAAUGUGUGAAGUGGAUACGGAAGCCCUGAUCACUAAAACUCUUGCCAAAAGUUCAGUUCCGCUGAUAGGCAUACAGUAUGUGACAGAGUUUCAGCCUGAGGAGGGACAGCCCCGAUACGUUUGUAACCUAUGCGAAUCCAAGUGUGAUGGCAACACUCUCACUCCCCAUUUGUCUGGUAUAAAGCACAGACUGAAGUACUUUAAAGCCCAUCAUCCUGAUAUCCACUCUCAUCUCACUACUUACAACAGCCUCAGGAAAAAGUCUGACCUCAUUGCAUCCUGUGUGAUUUUCGCUGCUGAUGUUGUAAAGAAAGAAGGUCCACAAAAGGUCAAGGUCAAAAUGGAGAUCAGCAAACGGUCGGCCAUUGCGGCAGAAACUCUUCUGAAACGCAGCGGUAUCAACAUCCCUAACUCGUCUGUCACUGAUUUCAUCAAAGAGAGACAAGCCCUGAAACGAAUACGAGAAGGUGUUGAUGAUGAGCAUGCCAGUCCAAAGAAACAGCCGUCUAGGAUUGACAAGGUGGGAUAUAAAACAGAUGUCCAUAUCGGUCUUCGCACAGAAAAGUUACGACAUGAAAAAGAUGACCAUAAUGAAGAUAUCGAUCAUCGUACAAAGGGCCUAAGAGUGCCUAAUUAUUCAGAUAGGCAUCCAUACUAUUUUGAAGAAAGAGAUCGAUACCAUUAUCCUGAAGAUGAUCCCUACUUUGAGGCACGGGCAAGACGUGGUGGAGACAGAUAUACAGACUUCCAUGAUGAUCAGAGUUAUGGGGCGAGGGGACAGGUUUAUGAUUACAGCGACGAUUUGUCUAGGAGUAAAGACAGAUUAAUUUUCGAUUAUAGCGAUACAUCAUCCGGGUCUGGUGAAAAACUUGUGUUUGAUUACAGUCAUAAUUCAUCAAGAAUUAGUGAGCCGUUCGUAGAGAAACAGGAAAAGCUGAUAUUUGAUUACAGUGAUAUAUCCUCGAAGCCAAAUAUUAAACAGGUCUUUGACUACAGUGAUAUAUCCUCGAAGCAAAAUAUAAAACAGGUCUUUGACUACAGUGAUAUAUCCUCGAAGCCAAAUAUAAAACAGGUAUUUGACUACAGUGAUAAGUCAAAGCGGACUACAGAGGAUAACAGUGAUGGGUCUUCAAGUACAAGUGAGAAACAGGUAUUUGAUUACAGCCGUGCAUCGUCAGAAAAGAGAAAGAUGCUUGUGUUUGACUACAAUGACGAUUCGUCACAGGGCGAUGAGAGCGUUCUUGAUCACGAUUACAGACGUAAAUCUGCAAGGACAAAUGAAAAACAUGUGUUAGAUGAAGACCUUAGGGAUAAAUCAUUGAGGCCAGGACAAAACAAACCUAGGUCUGAUUUACAGCAAUCUUACCAAGGUCAAGGUCGUUUAGAGAGCCCAGCUAGUGUACAGACGGCAAAGGAUGACGAGAUAGAAAGUGAGAGACUCUUCAAGGAGUUCAUGAAAUGGAAGAGAAAGCCUAUGACUGCUUCUAGCAGUGAUAUUGAUCCUAGAGUAGGGAACAUGGCCAGUUCAUCAGAGCUCCGGGCAUCGAUUCCUCCAGUUACAGCGAUGAGCCACUCUACCAUUCCGCCUGCACCCCAUCAACUUACCCAAGCUUUGCCAUAUCGGAGUGUUCCACCUGCACUUCAGCAUUUGGUCCCUGGUGCAUCUUUUCCUGUUCGAGCUCCUCAGCAAUUCAUUCCAGCUCGACCUCCACAGGGUGUUCAAGCUCCAACCCAACAGCCUGGUCCUUCACUGAAGAAAUCAGGGGAGCUAAGAAAGAAAAUAAUGGAGGACCAGUCUAUCCCAGAUGAAAAAGUCAAUGAGAUGCUUGGAGCUCUAUCGCAGACUAUGAUUAAGAGUGAGGACGAGGCUGCUAUGGCUUUGCAAGUAUCCAAUGCCCUUACGCAGGCACUGCUAAAGUUUCGUCUACAGAAUGUUCCAGAGCAGAUGGCGAAGUCAACCAGCAACGAUCCCCAGAGUAAGGCCAUUAGGGAACAGAAUUUUAUGGUCACCCAACUCACCCAGCACCUAAAGCAGAGUAUAGCCAAAGACCUGCAGGCCAAAGACAAGAGCCCUGUACAGCAGACAAAGAGUCCAAUACUUCCUAUACACACCGCAGGCGGACCGAUACAGACUCCUCAGGUGCCAGGCCCAAAGACGGUGCCAGGCCCAAAGACUGUACCGCUGGGUGCACAGCAAUUCAACGCCUACAGCAUAAAGGGGGAUAGGGGUGAAAUAAACAAGCAAGAAAUGAAAGCCUGGAAAGAGUCUCUGAAGAAAAAGGCACAAGCUAGUUCAUCCCACCCAUCCAUACCUAAACCUGUGCCACCCCCUCUCCUUCCAAUGGAACCCCCACCUCCCCUCCCAAUGGAACCCCCACCUCCACUUCCAAAUGAGCCCCCACCUCCCCCACCAAAGGAGCCAGCCCCUCCCCUCCCAAGCGAGCCAUUACCUUCACAUCUCAGGAGUCAGUCAUCUUUCCAACACAAAGGUCCACGACAUCAGCCUCCCAGGGGUGGACAACCUCCCCACAAUCAAAGAAGAUCCAAAAUGUCACGCUUUUGACAACUUCACACUCUUUAAAGUGAGGGACCCCCUAGUCAAUUUGUUUCUGUCUUCAGUGGGUUUUUCCUGCAUCAGUGUUAUUUUCAUGAUAGCGGCAGUUUUGAACCCUUUUACCAUUGUAGACCAUAAUGGACGCCCCUAUAUCAAUGCAGGGUAGAGUCAACUGAAGUUAUGUAGGGGUGAAAGGGUUAAGAUGCACAAGCAAAUGUACACAGGUCAAUAUAGCACAACCAGUGAAAUGUAUAUAUUUGAUGUUUUGAUAACUACUAUGGUAUGUACACUGUCACUUUUAUCAGCUACAAUUAGAACAUCUGUCGGAGUGUCCAUAUCAGGGUAUAUGAUUCCACUAGCGUGACGGCUCGGGCUAGUAGAUGUUAUGCUUGAGCUAAAAAAUGUUUUCAAUAUUUGUUAUAAAAAUAUAGUUUAGGCUAGUAGAACUUUUCAAAUCAACCUGUCCUCUAGUAUUCUAAAAAUGAAAUUGUACAUCCCUGUAUAAAGUACUAGAAAAAUCACACAUAAACAUUGCACUGGUUGUGCUAUAUGAAUUGAUGUACAUGUUUUACUUGCCAACCUGAAGAAACUUAGAAAACAAAAAGUGAGCAUGGACCUUAAUCUUCAUAAUUAAAGAAAUAAUUAUGACAAUAAAAUCUGGAACCUGGAUCUCAAUAUUAUUUGAAAUCACAUUUGUUCAUAUUUGUUUCAAAAAAGCUCUAUAUGAAAUCGAAUGUGAUACAGGAAAUGUCCUAUCAUCUCAUCAACAGUCAGCCUACCUGUACCUUUUUAGUUAGGAAUUCCAUCCUUAUUAUUUGAAAAAAUGGCCUAUUUUCAUGGCGGUCUUAUUUUCAAAAUCAUUUAGUCAGUAAGCCAAUAAAGGUACUAUAAUGUAUUCUUUUUUUGCUUGCAAAAUUAUGAUGUCAUAAUGUUUCUUAAAAUGAAAUUUGAAUUGUCAUUACUAUUUUGUUUUUUAUUUAAUCAUUGCAUUAUAAAAUCAUAUGAUGUGAUGUAACACUGUAAAAUCCGUUUAUUUUGACAGUAAAAAUAUGGCUCCUACUCCUAUUUUUGGAGACGGCUUAUUAUCAAAACAUGGAGUCAAAGGCCUACUUUCAAUAUCAGUCGAUUUUCAAACCAGGUUCAUAAUAAAACAUUUAGGGUAUGUAUUUGUAAUACCACAGUAAUAGUACCUUGAGAGUUUCUAUGUAGACAAAAAGAAUCAAUUAUAAAAAUUUUUCUCAUUUUCUUUUUAAAAGGUUUUCCUUGUGAAAAAAAUAUCAGCAAUGGCCUGUUUGUACUGACCUCCUGUCUUAUCUGACCAAUAUGUUGUGUUCACCAGGUGUCAGUUUAGUCAGGUUAAUCUGACAAACAGGUAAUGUUACAUAGGGUAUCAGUUUAGAACAGGUUAAUCUGGCUUAUAAGUUGUACUCAAAAGGGUAUCAGAUAAGACAGGUCAAUCUGACAAAUCUAAGGUAAUGUUCCAUAGGGUAUCAGUUUAGACAGGUAAAUCUGGCUCAUAAGUUGUGCUCCAUAGGGUGUCAGAUUAAGGUCAAUCUGACAAAUCUAAGGUAAUGUUCCUAAGGUUGUAAGUUUAGGCAGGAUAAGCUGGUCAGUAGGUUCCAUAGGGUGUCGGAUUAGACAGGUUAGUCUGACAAAUCUAAGGUUAUGUUCCUAGGUUGUAAGUUUAGGCAGGAUAAACUGGUCAGUAGGUUCCAUGGGUUAACCUGAUCAUUAACUUGUGUACCACAGGGCAUUGGAUUAGAGAGAUUAAUCUGACCAAUAAGUUGGGACUCAUCCAUAUGGUGUCAGAAAAGACAAGUUUUACUGUAGGUCAUUUUGUUAAAAAACAGGAAAUUCUAACAUAAUCUGUAGGUUUCAUUUUUUAGGGUUUUUGAGAAGGCUCACUGUUAAUUCAACAGCUCUGCUGGCAUGCUGAUAUUUUGUGUGGGGGUUCAACCUGAAGGAUGUGAGGAAUUUCAUCAAAGGAAUAAUGUAUAAACACAUGCAUGGAUUUGAAACCAACUGUAGCUAUUUUGUAGAUACAGGUAUUAGAAAAACAGAAUAAAAGAAAGAUGUGAGUUUGUAAUAAACAAGUGUACCUGUUCAUGUGUAUGUUUAUAUGUGACAGAGUUAUUGCCCUUGUGUAGCUACAAUGAUAGUGCCUUAGGCUUUAAAAGGCAUGUUUUGGUCGAGUGUCUCAAUUUUUACGAAAGUGGAGUGUAUGCAAGUAAAUGUCAGAGUUGAAAAAGAGUUGUCUUGUGCUGAUUUUUUAUUGUACUGUUUAAUUUUAUUGAGAAUUAAACAAAAUUUCAUAAAA